AGACUAAGGUGUUACAACAACGACGAAGGUUUCCAAUUUAUUUGUUCAACUUGAUUCGCUGAAUCAAAACACCCUUUGAUAAUUGGCAUUGUCUAAUUCUGAGUUUGCCACAUGUCAUGGUGGACUAGUAGAGGGGGGCUCCUCUGACGUCCUUGGCAAAGAAUGAGGUCUCAUUUCUUGACAGCGUUCAGGUGGGGUGUAAAAGCGUUUCAAACAUCCUCAAAUGGAGUGCAAAUUCGAUUGAGAUGUGGUGCUGCAUCUUGUAAUACAGACACAGGAACUAGCAUUCCAAAUCAAGCCAGGGUGGUUGUGUGCGGAGGUGGAAUAGCAGGUAUUUCAUUGUCCUACCAUUUGGCAAAAGCAGGCUGGACAGAUGUGGUGCUGUUGGAACAAGGAAAGUUGACGUGUGGAACGACAUGGCACUCUGUUGGCCUAGUUGGACUCAACGAUUCAGUUGAGUUUGUCGCUAACUGUCGUAAAAUUAGUAGCAAUCUUUAUGAAAGCCUGGAAGAAGAAACAGGAAUGAGCUCAGGUUUUCUUCGCAACGGUUCAAUUGCGGUAGCUCAAACAAACGACAGAAUGACUGCUCUGAAGCGUUCUGCUUCCAUGCUAAGAGCCAAAGGGGAAGAAUUUCAAUUCGUAACACCAUCAGAAAUUGCAUCUCUUGCGCCAUAUAUUAAAGUUGAUGACCUGGUAGGGGGCGUUUAUCAUCCAAGGGACGGACGAACAAAUAUAUCAGACACGGCAGCUGCCUUAGCUUCUGCUGCUAAAAAGAGAGGUGUCAAAAUUAUAGAAGGUGUUGAGGUUGAGAAGGUAUUGACUAAGAAUCACAGAGUGACUGGCGUUGAGACUAAUAAUGGAAUUGUCAAUUGUGAAUACUUUGUAAAUGCUGCUGGACAGUGGAGCCGAGACGUAGGAUUGAAGAGCUCACCGCAGGUCAGAGUUCCUCUUCAUUCUGCCGAGCACUAUUACAUCAUCACAAAGGCAGUAAAAGAGGUUUCUCCAUCUAUGCCAUACGUACGUGAUUAUGAUGGAAGGAUAUAUAUUGUCGAAUGGAGUCAAGGUCUCCUAUGUGGGUGCUUUGAGGCAAAGGCUAAGCCAAUAUUUAGUAAGGGGAUUCCUACACCUUUCAUGUUUGAAUCACUGCCCCCAGACUGGGACCAAUUUCAGCCAGCUCUAGAUAGCUUCUUACUGCGAGUACCAUCUGCUGAAACCGUUGAAGUCCAGCAGCUGUUCAAUGGUCCUGAGAGUUUCACCCCUGAUGGCAAAUUCCUUUUGGGGGAGUCCCCUGAGGUUGGUAACUACUUUGUCAUGACUGGUUUCAAUUCUGGUGGAGCUGCAGUUAGCGGUGGGGCUGGCAGCGUCCUUGCUGAUUGGAUCGUCAGCGGAAAAGCUCCGAACAAUAUCUUGGCUGUUGACAUUCGUAGAUUCACCGAUUGCCACAAUAAUCAAUUGUUCCUGAGAGACAGAGUGAAGGAAGUUGUUGGUCGCCAAUUUGCUCUUAAUUACCCCGGUGAUGAUUUCAAGUAUGGACGCAAUCAGAGAUGCUCUCCACUCUAUGUCAGGCAACAGGAGGCCGGUGCUGUCUUCGGUGAAUCAAUGGGCUACGAACGACCAAAAUAUUAUCUUGACAAAGAUGAAUUCUUGACUGGUGAUCAAAAAGGGACGUUUGGAAAACCAGUUUGGUUUGAUAAAGUGAAAGCCGAGUACUGGACGUGUCGCGACUCUGUUAGUCUAAUGGACAUGUCAACAUUUGCCAAGUUUGAAUUAAAGUCUGAAGGAUCAGAAGCAACAGAGUUUCUUCAACGACUUUGUCCGAAUGAGAUGGAUGUUGAUGUUGGCACACUGGUCCACACACCAAUGCUGGAUGAAAAUGGUCACUUUCAGAACGACUGCAGUGUGGCUAGGAUGGAAGAAAACAGCUAUUUUAUUAUUUCGCCAACUCCACAAGAAACCAGAGCUUUUCAUUGGAUCUCCAAACAUCUACCCGAUAAUGGUUCUGUUCAUUUGCAUAAUGUUACCAACCAAUACUCAGGAAUCAAUGUGAUUGGUCCAAAAGCUAGAGAACUUCUUCAAACCCUUACGCUGGAGUCGCUAAAUACUACAGACUUUCGGCCAUUUUGUUGCAAGAACAUAAGCAUCGGCUACGCUAACAACGUAAAAGCCAUGAGUAUAACACAUGUUGGCGAACCAGGAUUUGUCCUUUAUUUACCAAAUGAGUUUGCUCUGCCACUGUACGAUCGUCUGUGGGAGGCAGGCCAGGAUUUCGGCAUCCGUAAAUCAGGUUAUUAUGCUUUGAGGUGGUUGCGUACUGAGAAAUUCUUUGGCUACUGGGGAGAAGAUUUCAACUCAAGUCACACUCCAUUUGAAAUUGGAAGAGAAUCAAGAGUAAAACUUGAUAAAGAGAUUGAUUUCAUUGGCAAGUCAGCACUGAUUGAACAGAAAGCCAAGGGAGUUGAGUCCAAGUUAGCAAUGUUCCUUCUGGAAGAUCAUGACCUUGAUAAUGACCUCUGGCCAUGGGGAGGAGAACCGAUUUACCGGGACAGCAAGUUUACUGGAAUGUCAACCUCCAGUGGUUAUGCGCCGACACUCGGCAAGAUGGUCGUAAUAGGUUGGGUGACCAAUCGGAAUGAGAAGACAGGACAGCGAGACAUUGUCACCAACGAUUUUGUAUCAAAAGGUCAUUAUGAGAUUGAACUCUCAGGUAAAAGGUUCCGUGCUAGAGGGAGCCCUUACCCAAUGAAGCUGCAGCUCAAACAACCUCAGUUUGGUUAAUAAUUAUGUUCUGAUAGCAUUAUUUCAAAGAUAGCGAGGUUAUACUUGUACGGUAAAAUGAUGCAUAGUACUUUUAGAUAUGCUGCAUUUGUUUUCAUAUUAAAGCUGAUUUGUAAUGUCGUAGAUUGGAUAUUCUAUCCUUUUAUAUCUUCUUAUCAAAGUUUAGUAAUAUGAUAAGCACAUUACAUAUUGAUAUAUACAUAAAAUUUAUAUAUAUACAGUACAUGAAAUUUGUUUGUUGAUGCUUAAAUUAUAUGGUUCUUUUAAAGGAGUAAUUUAAAGUUUUUAUUUUAAUGUUAAUGUUACUUUCAGAUUGUUUGGUGUAAUUAUAUCCUUAAAGCCAUGUUGUGAAAUGGGAAAAAUGAAAUCUGGUGGAACUGAUUUUUCUAAGAUAAGACACUGGAAGGGGUGUUUGACAAAAAACACUGGGCGAAAAUUGGCGUAACCACUCUUUUGCACCAAUUUUUUCAAUCAAUCAAUCUUUCCAUUUAUAAUGCUCUAUUCAAACAGUCAUCGUUGUUAAUUUAAAUAUUUAAAAAUCGUUACAGUAUAUUAUGAAUGUGUUUUCAGGUUUUUUUUGUCAAACACUUGCCUUCAGUCUUAGAAAAAUCUGUUGAACAAGGCAUAAAAUAUAGAUUUUUCUUCCUUCUCAACAGCCUCAGUUUUUAACUAAUUUCUGGUUUGAUUGUACUGUGGACCUAUCCACGAUCGUCUCACAUCAAGUUGAGGACAUUAAAUGUUAAACGGCGCUAAAUAAUUGCCAUUUGAAUACCAUGCUGCUUUAGCCUAAGAUUAUUACUUAGUGAAAUUUGAUUAAUAAUUUGUAGUCAUGAUCUUUUUCAUAAUCUCGAAAAAUUAUGUGCCAUGAGUGACCUAUUUGUACUUAUAAAUCGUCUUCCAUUUGAACUUUGAACUAUUUACCAUAUUUAUUCGAAUAUAAACGCUUAUUAUAACAGGACUUUAACAGAAUCUGGUGGUUUUGAAAGGAGUUUAAUCAAGGAGGGAGUGUUUAUUUUUUUAUGUAAAAUGAAUGCAUAAUACUGUAUACUCAAACGGCCUCCAUACUGGAAAUGUAGAGUACAUUAUGUUUUAUAUGAUCAUGAUAGAUCCCAGGAUAGCAGUCUAGUUCCCAGAUAUAAACAACUCCUUGUCUAGAGUAUUAAAUAUUCAGGGCCGGCGGAACAUUUUUCAAAGUAGGGGGUCCCACUAGCAUUUCUUUCUGAUCAUACAAAAAUCUGCAUAGAAAUUAUGUAUUUUUCAAAUAACAACAGACUGCUUUUUUUUUUUUUGUUAAGUCAAUUAAUUGACAAAUAGAUCAUAGGUAUUCCUCCAUGGACAGAUCUACCAGGUGACAAAUAUAUACUUCAUAGAACAAUAAGAAAUAAACGUACGGUAGAGGAUCAAUGUUAGAAUGAGGCCUACAUUUCUACAGGGGGGUCCAGCGCAGGGCAAACAGCGGUGCAAGAACAACAGCCAGGUGGUAUUCCUUCAUGUGUAGUUGGAACUGGAAGUGUUUCUAUCAUUUUUUGCUGUAAAUAUGAGUACACAUUUUUAAAAUACACUAAUUUCUGUAUUCAAGUUGAUAUUUUUUAUGUUACUUUUUAAAAAUCAGCAAGUAAAUUUCAAAAAAGAUUUUUAUGAUUUUUUUUUUUUUUCCUUUGGUAUUUUGCAAGGUAUAGUACAUCUUUAUGUACUUUCUCGUUCAAAUUGUUUUUAUCAACAUUAUCAUAUCAAGUCGUUAAUCUAUGAAUAUCAAAUUUCUGAACAGAGGAAUAAGCAAAUUACCACUAUUAGGCCUAAUAUUGUAAUAUUCCAGCCUGCAUGACUGUAUAGAUAGUGCAGCAGAAACAAAUGGGAAGGGCAGUGAAGUUUUGUUUUGUUUUUUUUUUUUUUUUUUUUAGACAGAUAUAUAUAUAUAUAUAUAUAUAUAUAUAUAAAAUUACAUAAAAUACUCAAACGGCCAUCAUACUGAAAAUGUAGAGUAAAAUCAAUUUUUUUUUGUCAACAAGUGAUACUGUGUAAGAUCAUAGGUCCCAGGUUAGCAAUCUAAUUAUAGGGUUUUAUAUAAAAACAACUUGUGUAGAGUAAGUGUAGAGUAACUCAUUGGUGAAAUCAUGGUGUUGUUUCUAUGCUCAUUUGGGGCGUUAAAAUUCGAGUGGAAUAUAAACGUGACGAGGCGAAUUAAACGACGAAAAUCUUUUAAGGGUUCCAAUGGAUGAUUUCACGACAUUUGCCUAUCUAGGUACAUUGAGUGUUGACUGACAUGACUAAUAAAGUUUUUAUACAACAGAUAGAACUAA
Molecule: messenger RNA, 5075 nt
Organism: Anneissia japonica
Lineage: Eukaryota; Metazoa; Echinodermata; Crinoidea; Comatulida; Comatulidae
Product: pyruvate dehydrogenase phosphatase regulatory subunit, mitochondrial-like
Exons: 17
Coding region: 163-2775 (870 amino acids)
Cellular component (GO): mitochondrial matrix; cytoplasm; mitochondrion
Molecular function (GO): protein binding; oxidoreductase activity
Source: RefSeq, a predicted model, not a curated record